Calliphora vicina (urban bluebottle blowfly) is the source of this 2691-nucleotide messenger RNA. RefSeq names its product glycerophosphate oxidase 1 (gene Gpo1). Bases 176 to 2356 code for a protein of 726 amino acids. Gene Ontology annotation, biological process: glycerol-3-phosphate metabolic process. Lineage: Eukaryota; Metazoa; Arthropoda; Insecta; Diptera; Calliphoridae. Gene Ontology annotation, cellular component: glycerol-3-phosphate dehydrogenase (FAD) complex; mitochondrion. Gene Ontology annotation, molecular function: calcium ion binding; glycerol-3-phosphate dehydrogenase (quinone) activity. The record is from RefSeq and is a predicted model, not a curated record. The transcript is spliced from 10 exons.
CGCUCUUAUCAAACACACAAGAGGAGGCUAUGGUGGUUGUAGCAAAAUUUCACAGUUGCAGUUGCACAAUUCACGCCAAUUCAGUAUGUCUAGCUGAAUAACUUACAAACGAUAUAAAAAACAAAACAAACAAAAAAAUAAAAAUAUAUAAAUAAAAAACGAAAAAGAUUGAAUUAUGGCAUCGACAUUUUAUAAAGUUGGCGUUACAACGCUAAGUGCUGCAAUUGGUUCUGUAUUGGCAACAUGGAGCUUAGAUCGUAUGAAUUCUACACACACGGUCAGCGCUGAAAUGAAGAGACCACCAAAGCGUAAGCGUACUUUGGUUUCACGUGCUGAGCAAAUGAAGGCUUUACAAAGUGGCGAGGAGUAUGAUGUACUUAUUAUUGGCGGUGGUGCUACAGGUGCUGGUUGUGCUUUGGAUUCAGUAACGAGAGGUUUAAAAACAGCCAUGGUUGAACUGGAUGAUUUUGCCAGCGGUACAUCGUCUAGAUCGACUAAAUUGAUUCACGGUGGUGUACGCUAUUUACAAAAGGCUAUAUUAGGCUUAGAUUAUGAACAAUAUCGUAUGGUUAAGGAAGCCUUACAAGAAAGGGCCUCAAUGCUAGAGGCAGCUCCUCAUUUAGCUCAUCCAUUGCCUAUUAUGCUGCCCGUUUAUCAAUGGUGGCAAGUACCGUACUACUGGGUAGGCAUUAAAUGUUACGAUUUAGUAGCUGGUGAUCGUAAUGUCAAGAGUUCAUAUUUGCUGUCGAAAGCAGAAGCUUUGGAACUAUUUCCAAUGUUGAAAAAAGACAAACUUUGUGGUGCCCUCGUUUAUUAUGAUGGUCAACAAGAUGAUGCUCGUAUGUGUUUGGCUGUAGCUUUGACUGCGGCUCGCCAUGGUGCCACGGUUUGUAACCAUGUUGAAGUAUUGCAACUGUUAAAGAAAGACGAUGGUAGCGGCAAGCAAGUCUUGUGCGGUGCUAAAGUAAAGGAUCAUAUUUCCGGCAAGGAAUUUACCGUCAAGGCGAAAUGUAUUAUUAAUGCCACCGGUCCUUUCACGGACUCUAUACGCAAAAUGGAUGAUCCCACCGUCAAGACCAUUUGUUGCCCCAGUUCGGGUGUACACAUUGUACUGCCAGGUUAUUACAGUCCCGACCAGAUGGGUCUCUUGGAUCCCUCGACCUCGGAUGGUCGUGUUAUUUUCUUCUUGCCCUGGCAAAGGCAGACAAUUGCUGGCACCACAGAUUUGCCAUGCGAAAUAACACACAACCCUAAGCCCACUGAAGACGAAAUUCAAUUCAUUUUGAAUGAAAUCAAAAACUACCUCAAUGCUGAUGUUGAGGUAAGACGUGGAGACGUUCUAUCGGCCUGGAGUGGUAUACGUCCGCUCGUCUCCGAUCCAAACAAGGAAGAUACACAAUCAUUGGCUCGUAAUCACAUUGUUCACGUUAGUCCUUCCAAUUUAAUAACAAUCGCUGGCGGAAAGUGGACAACAUACAGGGCUAUGGCCGAGCAUACUCUUGAUGCCGCUAUCAAAGCUUGUAAUUUGAAACCGGAGCGUAACGAAGCGGUAACAUCGUUGCUGAAGAUUGAGGGUGGUCAAGGCUGGACACCUACCAUGUAUAUACGUUUGGUACAAGAUUUUGGUUUGGAAUGCGAAGUCGCCCAACACUUGGCCAAAUCAUAUGGUGAUCGUGCUUUUGCCGUUGCCAAAAUGGCUUCCUUAACUGGCAAACGUUGGCCGAUAAUCGGCAAUCGCAUUCAUCCAGAAUUUCCUUACAUUGAUGCCGAAAUUCGCUAUGGCGUUAGAGAAUAUGCCUGCAAUGCUGUCGAUAUGAUUGCACGUCGUUUACGUUUGGCUUUCCUCAAUGUACAAGCUGCCCAGGAAGCUUUGCCCGUUAUUAUCGAUAUUAUGGGUGAGGAAUUGAAAUGGUCCAAAGAUGAAAAAGAGAAACAACUAAAAUCAGCAAACGAGUUCUUAGCUAAUGAAAUGGGUCACAUGGUUAAUCGUGCUUCUAAGGAGAGAAUUCCCAUUAAAUUGUCAAAGGAUGAAAUCCAAACAUACAUCAAACGUUUCCAACUUAUUGACAAAGACAAGAAGGGUUAUGUUUCCAUUAAUGACAUACGCAGAGCCCUUAAGAGCUUUGGUGAUGGUGAUAUUUCCGGAGAACAAUUGCAUGAAAUCUUAAAGGAAAUCGAUACAAACAUGAACGGUCAAGUUGAACUUGAUGAAUAUUUACAGAUGAUGUCUGCCAUUAAGACUGGCGAUGUUGCCUAUUCCCGUUUCGCUCGUAUGGCUGAAUUGGAAGAACAAAAGCACGAAGCUGCUCAACUUAAACAAAAAAUUAGUGUAGAUCGCUCUGGUGGUGGUUUAUAAAUAUUUCAAAUUUCUUCUCAUUUUCCAAAUCUUUUCAUCAUUUGUAGUUAGAUCAAACAACUUAACAUUUACUUAAAUGAUAUCAACAAUUUUUUUUAUUUUAUAUUUUACCUCCCAUUAUAGUUUAAUUCUUCCAAAUAACCAUAUUUUUUUAAUCAUUAUGCUGUUACAGUUAACCCUUUCUAAAUUUAUUUAAAGAACAAACAAUUACUGAAACAAAAAUCAAACGAACAUAUUAAGUCACACUUUUAAGAUUAUUAAGAACAAGACAGACACUUAUAACGAAAUAAUUUAUUAAUAAAAAAUUUAAAAUAAACGGUAUAAAUUAUUAAAAA